This is a messenger RNA of Rhizophagus irregularis DAOM 181602=DAOM 197198, 473 nucleotides long. RefSeq lists its product as uncharacterized. NCBI's taxonomy places the organism in Eukaryota, Fungi, Glomeromycota, Glomeromycetes, Glomerales, Glomeraceae. The record is from RefSeq and is a predicted model, not a curated record.
CUACUGACUUAGAUUUAAGUAUAAUUAUUAAAGCGAUAAAAAUUUUGUCAUUAUUUACUUUAGCAUUAAGUUUAAAAAUUAUUAGAAAAGAAUUAAAAUUUGGUAUUUUUUUAAUUUAUGGUUCUCUUAUUGUACAAGGUCUUUGUUUUUAUUUUUGGUUAGAUGUUCAGAAGUAUUCUGAGGUAGACAAUAUGAUAAAUAUGCUUUCGAUAAACAAUAGAAUGCCUGCGCUUACGCUAAGCAGAAUCUUAGGAAUAAUUUUAUUAGGAUUGACGUUUGUAAAUACAAUUUUAUGUCAUCUAAACUUUGGUAAACAUCAUAUAUUUCUCUUGAAGUUUUUUAAUCCUAACUUGGAUAAGGAGUUUGAGUACUUAAAUGAUAUGGAUGACGACGACGAUGAUGACGAGGAAGAAGAAGAAAAGGAUGAAAAAAUUUCUGAGAAAUUAAACCGAUAUUGGAAAUUUAUUAAAAAA